AUGUUGCAGCCCAGGUUACGAUUACGGCCCUCCGCCGUCCUCCUCUCCACUCUAGCCCGCUCCGAAACCCGGACGCCGGCCGUCCGUCGAUGGGCCUCCCUCCUUGUACAUCAGCACCUUACCGGCUCCGGCCCCGGCGCCUUUGUUCCCUAUGACGACGCCGACGCUGCUCAGGAGAAGCUACGUUCUCGUCUGCUUGCCUGGAAGACCCUUCCCGAUGACGAACCGCCCCGGCCGCAUCUUUUGUCCUUUGAAGCUACCCCGACCCUGACCCUCGGCCGCCGUCAAACCGACCUGACAUCAACCCAGACCUCACGCUUCCGUGCACCCCUCCGGGUUGCCCUCCCGCACCGCCGUGAUGCCGUCCCUGAGCAGACCUUUAUCCCCGAUGUGAGACAGACGGCCCGUGGUGGGUUGACUACCUACCACGGUCCAGGACAGCUCGUGCUGUGGCCGGUGCUGGAUAUGCACUCGCCGCUAUACGCACGGUACUCUGUCAUGUCGUAUGCGGCCCACCUCGAGGCCACGACGCGGCGUCUGCUGGCCGACCUGUUCGGCCUGCAGACAUACACAACCCGCGACGAGCCCGGUGUCUGGGUCCCCACGCCGGAGGGGCAGCCGGCGCGCAAGAUCGCAGCCAUGGGAGUACAUCACCGGCGGCAUGUCACAGCGCUAGGCAUCGCCGUUAACAUUGAUGUACCCGUCGAGGGCCCCGAGGAGGUGAAUCCGUGGGCACGGUUCGUACCAUGCGGCCUCGAGGGCAAGCUCGUCACAUCUGUAGCUGCAGAACUAGGAGGGAGUCUAAAAGAUUGGGACAUGGCAUCUUUAGCAGCGAGGUGGGCAGAGCUGUUUGAAGAGGGCUUGAGGGAUGAGACCAAGAGAGAUGUAGAGGGAGAGGUGAAUUCGGGCCUUCGUCGAGCAGUGACAUAG
Messenger RNA from Fusarium vanettenii 77-13-4, 930 nucleotides. RefSeq lists its product as uncharacterized. Lineage: Eukaryota; Fungi; Ascomycota; Sordariomycetes; Hypocreales; Nectriaceae. The record is from RefSeq and is a predicted model, not a curated record. Bases 1 to 930 code for a protein of 309 amino acids. The transcript has a single exon. Gene Ontology annotation, biological process: protein lipoylation. Gene Ontology annotation, cellular component: mitochondrion.